CAUACUGCGCCCGCGCCCUCACCCUCCCUCACAUCUCUCGCGACGUCGGACACGCCGUCGCCAAGCUCUUCCUUCUGCUUUCUUCCUUGACGAGCACGAUGUGCACAGUAGCGUCGCCCUUCUGCUUCAGAUUGACUUCGCCUUUAGCCUAAAGUGUGAGGGCUAAUGAAUGAUGUUGAUCCUUCUGGUCCAAUAAAAUGUGCUACGAAUGCGUGGGAAAAAUGGGUGAGGUUUAUGGUCUAUUUUUAAUGACCACAUUCCCUCGGAUUGAAACCAGGAGAAUCCAGAGUAUAAGAAAUUCAUAUAUAAGCCACUUCCCUUUGUUCAUGAAUUAACCGAAUCGUUCAAGGAUAUAAUAGCACAGGUCACAUAUAUACACUUGCUGCUGCUGAUACAUACAGUCUUGAAAUGGAUUUACAAGAAGGAUUAGGAGACAACGAUGAAAUUCAUGGGAUGAGAGGUGAAGGUUCUGAGCUUGAACAAACGAAUUUAAGCAAUAUUGGAGCACAUAAUGGUGUUACCAAUUCAGGUAGGAAACGAAAGAGAGGUGAACAUGGUGAGAAAAAUAAAGAGAAGAAAAAGGAGAAACGUCCUGUCACGAGGGAAAUAGCUGAUUCAUUAAAUCGAAUUGCGGAUGCACAGGAGUCAAAAGCAGCUUUUAUUCGGUCACUUCUUGCAUCUGAAUCCUCUGUUCGUGAAAUUAUAGCUGAAAUCAGACAAAUUGAGGAGAUUGCAAAUGAUGAUGAUUGGCUUGGACGGUGCUGUACUCUCAUGAUGAAUAUGGAUGCAAGGGGAAUGUAUUCAGCACUUAAAGAUGACCGGGGAGUGCUAUUGGCCUUCUUGAAGCAGGGGGCUUACAACCCACCAAAAUAACUUAGUUCCACCUUUUCUUAGUUAUGUAUGAUAGUUUCAACUUGGUUGAAAUGAUUUAUUUUCCAUCUUGUUCUGUGUUAGUUCCAUGCGACGUAAGUGAACUUUGUUAAGAACUGGCUGACAAAAACUAUGUAAGUUUUGUCUUGCAUGGUAUUUUAUGCUACUAAUGUUCUAGCUUAUCAACUAUGGCAUUAAUGUUUCA
Molecule: messenger RNA, 1075 nt
Organism: Prosopis cineraria
Lineage: Eukaryota; Viridiplantae; Streptophyta; Magnoliopsida; Fabales; Fabaceae
Exons: 3
Coding region: 409-873 (154 amino acids)
Source: RefSeq, a predicted model, not a curated record